AUGGCGUGGGCAGAACCUAGGAACACGGGGAUGAGGUAUCGCAGACUGGGAAACUCGGGUCUCCAUGUCUCCGUCCUCGGUCUGGGAGGAUGGCUCACUUUCGGUGGACAUGUCGAUAAUGAAAAGACAAUUGCGUGUAUGAAGCAGGCUUAUGACUGUGGCAUCAAUUUCUUCGACACCGCCGAGAGUUACGCGGAUGGUCAAUCCGAAAUCGCCAUGGGACAGGCCAUCGAGCAGCUGGGAUGGAAGCGCAAUGAUAUUGUCAUCAGCACCAAACUUAACUGGGGUGGCGCUAACGGCGAAGUCUUAAUCAAUAACCAUGGACUCUCCCGCAAACACAUCGUGGAAGGUCUGCGGUCAUCGUUGAAACGUCUCAAUCUCGAGUACGUGGAUAUUGUCUACGCUCAUCGACCGGACCGAUUGACCCCCAUGGAGGAGACGGUGCGCGCUUUCAAUCAUGUCAUUGAGCGUGGAUGGGCAUUCUACUGGGGUACCUCCGAGUGGUCGGCGGACGAAAUUGCCGAAGCCUGCGGUAUUGCCCGCGAGCUGCGUCUGAUACCCCCCGUUGUGGAGCAGCCUCAAUAUAAUCUGUUGGCCCGUGAGCGCGUCGAGGGCGAGUAUCAGCGUCUUUACAGCCGCUUCGGUCUCGGCUUGACGGUCUUCAGCCCCAUCAAGAUGGGUCUUCUCAGUGGAAAGUAUAAUGAUUCACCGGACCAACCUCCUGCCGGAUCCCGAUUCGCAGUGAGCAACGACAAGUUCAGCAACAUGGUGCGCGAGUCGAUGUAUGGCAAUGAUGAGUGGAAGCAGUCCAUCGCCAAGGUCAUUAAGCUCAAGCCCAUUGCCGAGCAACUCGGUGUCACACAGUCCCAGCUGGCCUUGGCCUGGUGUCUCAAGAACGAGCAUGUGUCUUCAGUCAUUACCGGUGCUUCCAACCCCCAACAGAUCGUCGAGAAUGUCCAGGCUCUGAAGGCUCUUGACAAGAUGACCCCCGAAGUGAUGGAGAGCAUUGAUGAUGUUGUCGGCAAGAUUGAUCUUGCUCCUGCCAGACAAGACUGA
This is a messenger RNA of Penicillium diatomitis, 1056 nucleotides long. RefSeq lists its product as uncharacterized. Lineage: Eukaryota; Fungi; Ascomycota; Eurotiomycetes; Eurotiales; Aspergillaceae. The coding region runs from base 1 to 1056 and encodes 351 amino acids. The transcript has 5 exons. The record is from RefSeq and is a predicted model, not a curated record.